Messenger RNA from Mesorhabditis belari, 1944 nucleotides. Lineage: Eukaryota; Metazoa; Nematoda; Chromadorea; Rhabditida; Rhabditidae. The record is from the annotation of a GenBank genome assembly.
AUGAGCGAUAACGAAAUUCACUAUGAUGCUAAUUUGUCAAUUUUUUAUAUUCAAAAGAAGAUCGGUCAGAACAUGACUUUCGCAUGUCGCUGCAACGAACCACUAGACAAUGUAACAUGGAUAGCGUUUCCUCGACAAGCGAUUGAUUUUGAAGGAAGAUAUAAUGUAUUCUAUGAUGCAAAGGGCUACAUGUUUCAUCUUCGUGACUUGAAAACAACAGAUAGUGGAGGCUAUGUGUGUCGGGAUCGAUCAACCAAGCAAACGUUUGUGCCCGGUGAACCUGACUGGGUCUACGUUUUUGUUCACAAUUCGAGUGUAUUUGUGAAACAAUAUCCCUUAAAAUGGGAAAAUCUCACUGAAAAUGUUGUAAUUCCGUGUCCAGCGAAUGUUUGGCCGCUGAAACAUGAGAAGCUAAAGCUGUUCGCUGAUGAUGUUGAGUGGCCAAAUAUGGGAUCAUAUUACUCGCCUACUGAGGGUUUUCGAGUGCCAGACAAAUACCGUAAAUGGAGUCAUUUAAACAAGAAACGCUUUCGUUGUCAAUACGAGAACGAUUCCACGGAAGUUCUUAUGAAAAUGUCAAAGACAUAUGAAAACUAUGAAGAAAACCUUAUCAUGGAGAAACUAAUCGAUCGACUUGAUGAAAAGGACGGCUUAAGUGAUUUCGCCAAUUUCACAAAGUUUCGAACAAACACGAGCAAGGAUUGUGAACGACUCACACAGUUUGCAACAGAGCCAAGUCGUUCGAUCAACUCUACACUUCCAUCUAAAAAGUUGAUAGAGGAAAAGAAAACCGUAUCAUUAUUUGAAACGCUUCUCAUCACAUCAUUGUUGAUCUUAAUUUGCGGGACUUUCUUUAUCAUUAAACGGAGAAUAAAAACAACAAAAAGAAAAGAGCAAGCUGAGAAAGACGAAGAUGAUCGAUGUAGUGAGGAGCUAGCUAAGCUCAUCACAGCUAAGGGAAAAUAUGAUAAACGAAGAGUUGGCGGAGGGACGUUUGGCGAAGUUUUUCAGUUGAUUGGACAUUUGCCCCCAGCAGCAAUCAAAUAUUUGAACUCAACAGAUCAUCAACAGAUGUUAAAAUUUCAAGAAGAAUUCGAAUUCUUGAAGAAAUUAAAUCAUCCGAAUAUUGUGUGUCUGAUCGAAACAGAAAUCGACGAGGGAACGAUGAAAUUUGGGAUAAUUAUGGAGUUCUGCGAACAAGGAUCAUUAAAAGAUUUGUUAUUUGAUCCACGAAUGAUCUAUACGAUGAGUUCGGUGCUUUCAUGGGCCAAACAACUUUUCGAUGCUCUCGCUCAUAUGUUUGGAGUGCACAAAUUGAUACAUCGUGACAUAAAACCAGAAAAUAUUUUUGUGACAAAGGGUUUCGUUUUGAAAUUGGGCGAUUUUGGGUUAGCCAAGUUUAUUGAUGAGACGUGUAGCGCCGCGACUUUUGCCGGAACACAGCGUUACAUGAGUCCACCACAACCGAAUCAUGGGAAACAAACGGAAAUGAAUACACUUAAGAACUCUCACCGAAACGAUGUCUACGGUUUAGGACUUGUUUUAUGGGAAAUCAUUGAAAGAAGAACUGUUUUUACCGAGUAUGGAACAAAGGGAAGCUUCAAUCGAGACGGUUUCAUUUCAGAUAUCAUACACAAAAAACUCAAUAAGUUGUCGGCACCGAGGUGUCAAUUAGAGAUUCAACAACUUGUUGAGUGGUGCACAAAUUUUGAUCGUUUUUCGAGACCAAUGGCAAAUGAAGUGCAUAUCGCUUUAAAGGCUAUUGAUUUGAACUUAUUUGAUUGGUUGUCUUUAUUGCCAAUAACGGAGAUAGAUCAACGAAAACUUUUUCGACCAAUCGGAUUUGAUGGAACAGAUGAUCGAAUCGCAAACGACGAGACAUUUAGUUCCGAUGAAUCGUUUAGCUUAAACGAUCUAAAUAGUUCUACCACUCUUGGAAAUGUU